AUGCCCUCGCGUCUCCUCCUUUCUGCCCCAGGCCUUCUGUCCCGGCUGGGCCGGAGCGGCGAGAAGCCGUACGCUCCGCUCAACCUGCUGGCGGCCUUUGCAGGGGGCGGUCUCAGCUGCGCUCUGGGGGUCGUCCUGGCUCUGCUGGAGAGGACCACGUCGGGGAAAGGACAGCUCAUCGACGCCAGCAUGGUAGAAGGAGCCGCGUACGUCGGUUCGUUUGCGUGGAAGUCUCGUGGCAUCGGCAUGUGGGACCGUCCUCGAGGGGAGAACAUGCUGGACAGCGGAGCGCCCUUCUACGACACCUACCAGACCGCGGAUGGGAAACACGUGGCCGUGGGAGCCAUCGAGCCGCAGUUCUACACACAGCUGCUGAAGGGUUUAGAGUUGGACGCUGCAGCGUUGCCUCCUCAGAUGAGCGUCUCUGAUUGGCCGGAGCUGAGACGGAUCUUCACACAGAGCUUUGCUUCAAAGGCCCAGGCGGAGUGGUCGAGGGUCUUUGACGGGACCGACGCCUGCGUUACGCCGGUGUUGUCCUUCGAGGAGGUGAGCUCGCACCCACACAACCAGGAGAGGGCCUCCUUCGUGAAGGACCACAGCGGGGAGGAAAGCCCCCGGCCGGCCCCGGUUCUCUCUCGGACCCCUGCGGAGCCGUGCCUGGCCCCCGACCCCGCGAUUGGAGGACACACAGUGGAAGUCCUCGAGGAGUUUGGGUUUACGUCAGCGGACAUAGACCAGAUGCUGAGAGCAGGGGUCGUAGAGGUCAACGCUGUCAAAGCAAAGCUGUAGAGACAUAAUUGAUGUCAGAGAUUUUGACCCCAUAAAAAAACACAAAUUUAUCAUUAAAUACUGAUUUUAAAAUUAAAAUAAAGAAGUUUAUAAACACUCGUGGUUGAAGUUGAUGCUUCAGAAACAAAAGAAGUGGAAAUACAACGCAGGUUUUGUGGUCCACGUCGAAUAUAAAUAUACAGGUUGCAGAUGUUUGUGCAAAUCCAAAGUGCUGCACGGCGAGGCAAUUUAAAAUAUGCAUCACUUCAUUAGUUAUUUGUGUGUAUUGCAUGUUUACGAUAAACAGCAAGCACCUGGAGUGAUGGAAGUCAUCACAUGAGCAGAAAAUAAUAAAUACAAGAUGACAACAAAAUAUAUUUUUGGGGAUUUUUUAAUUUGUUUACUUAUCAGUGGCAUUUAUUAGAUUGUAAUUUAUUUAAUUUGAGGGCCGGGUGCAAUAGUGUCCAUCACUCAUUUAUACUUAAAAUAUUGUUCUGAUGUGUGCACCCGUUUACUUAAGGUUGUAAUACUACAUUAGCCAUCGCCACGAGAAGUAAAUUGACAUUUAAGCCUGGCUGUAUAACAAUUUUGUAAAAUAAUCAUCAUAAAGAUGCAAAUGUGUGAAACGUGAAUGUUGUGUAUGAGCAUGUGAAGUUGAGUUGAAACGGGGAGUGGGAACUGAAUGUUGGAAUGACUUUCAGCUCAACAAUAAGCUUAUGGACUUAAGGUAAUAUGAUGGAGAGCAGAUUAUUGGUUUAUUACAUUGUAUAUUUUGUCUUGAGCCAAUUUGUUUUAAGCUGUCGAGACAAGAACUGACCCAUUGGGAAACUCCAAUGUGGCUCGAAAAUGAGCAUAACAUGUCAAUUUUUGAUUUAUAUUGUAACAAAUAUGAAUACAAUACCUUCUAAAUGUUGCAGAUUGAAGCUGAACCUAUACCUUUUCUGUAUUUUAUAUUAUAUAGAAUAGUAUUGUAUUGCAAUGAUUGACUGAAUAAAAAUACACAAA
Messenger RNA from Pseudoliparis swirei, 1773 nucleotides. It is a transcript of the gene amacr, whose product is annotated as alpha-methylacyl-CoA racemase. Bases 1 to 789 code for a protein of 262 amino acids. Gene Ontology annotation, biological process: bile acid metabolic process. Gene Ontology annotation, molecular function: alpha-methylacyl-CoA racemase activity. Gene Ontology annotation, cellular component: mitochondrion. NCBI's taxonomy places the organism in Eukaryota, Metazoa, Chordata, Actinopteri, Perciformes, Liparidae. The transcript has 4 exons. The record is from RefSeq and is a predicted model, not a curated record.